Molecule: messenger RNA, 7260 nt
Organism: Myiozetetes cayanensis
Lineage: Eukaryota; Metazoa; Chordata; Aves; Passeriformes; Tyrannidae
Gene: STEAP2
Product: STEAP2 metalloreductase
Exons: 6
Coding region: 197-1666 (489 amino acids)
Biological process (GO): copper ion import
Cellular component (GO): endosome; plasma membrane
Molecular function (GO): ferric-chelate reductase (NADPH) activity; cupric reductase (NADH) activity
Source: RefSeq, a predicted model, not a curated record
GGACAGUGCGGAGGAGCGGCGGCGCGGAGCUCCUGCCGGGCGGGCGGAGCGGGAGAUGCCGGCCCGGAGCAGGGCCCCGCCGAGCUGCCCUGCGCUGGAUCCCCGCUCCGCCAGCACGCCGAGGGGACGCCGGGCCGCCCCCGGCCUGCCGCCAGCCCCGCGCCCCAAAUCAUUGUAGGUUUUGUGUCUUGGAAAUAUGGAAUCAAUCUCUAUGAUGGGGAGUCCCAAGAACCUCAAUGAAACUUUUCUACCAAAUGUUGCUAAUGGCAUCAAGGAUGCCAGUAAGGUCACAAUAGGCAUCAUUGGAAGUGGAGACUUCGCUAAGUCAUUGACAAUUCGACUCAUCAGAUGUGGGUACCAUGUGGUCGUAGGAAGCAGAAACCCUAAACAUGCUGCUGAGUUCUUUCCCCACGUGGUUGAUGUCACUCAUCAUGAAGAUGCAGUUGCAAAAACAAACAUCAUUUUUGUAGCCAUACACAGAGAACAUUACACCUCUUUGUGGGACCUCAAACAUUUACUUGCUGGUAAAAUUCUGAUUGAUGUCAGCAAUAAUACAAGAGUAGACCAAUAUCCAGACUCCAAUGCAGAGUAUUUGGCAUCACUUUUUCCUGAUUCCCUGAUUGUCAAAGGAUUCAAUGUCAUUUCAGCUUGGUCACUGCAGUUAGGACCAAAGGAUGCCAGCAGACAGGUCUAUAUAUGCAGUAACAAUGUUCAGGCUCGCCAUCAAGUUAUUGAGCUUGCCCAUAAGCUCCGUUUUAUUCCUAUUGAUUUGGGGGCAUUGUCAUCUUCAAGGGAAAUUGAAAACUUGCCUCUGCGACUGUUCACCCUGUGGAAGGGGCCUGUACUGAUUGCCAUUAGCCUGGCAACAUUUUUCUUCAUCUAUUCCUUCAUCAGAGAUGUAAUCCAUCCAUACCUGAGACACCAGCAGAGCGACUUUUACAAGAUUCCCAUUGAGAUCGUGAACAAGACUCUGCCAGUUGUUGCAAUCACUUUACUUUCUCUAGUGUAUUUAUCAGGACUUAUUGCAGCUGCUUACCAGCUUUACUAUGGCACUAAGUAUCGGCGGUUUCCGCCUUGGCUGGACAGCUGGCUCCAGUGUCGGAAGCAGCUUGGGCUGCUCAGUUUCUUCUUUGCUACAGUGCACGUGGUGUACAGCCUGUGCUUACCCAUGAGGAGAUCGGAGCGGUACUUAUUCCUCAACAUGGCCUAUCAACAGGUUCAUGCAAAUGUUGAAAAUUCUUGGAAUGAGGAAGAAGUGUGGAGAAUUGAAAUGUAUAUUUCCUUUGGAAUAAUGAGUCUUGGAUUGCUUUCUCUGCUGGCAGUAACUUCCAUCCCUUCAGUAAACAGUGCCUUAAACUGGAGGGAGUUCAGUUUUAUUCAGUCAACACUUGGAUACGUUGCUCUGCUUAUAAGUACUUUCCAUGUAUUGAUUUACGGAUGGAAAAGAGCUUUUGAAGAAGAGUAUUACAGAUUUUAUACACCACCGAAUUUUGUUCUUGCCCUUGUUCUGCCUUCUGUUGUAAUUCUAGGUAAGAUCAUUUUACUUUUGCCAUGUGUAAGUAGGAAACUGAGAAGAAUUCGAAGAGGAUGGGAGAAAAGCCAUGUUAUAGAAGAAGUAAGUGGGUCUGUUCCACAUCUCUCCCCAGAAAGGAUAACUGUAAUGUGAUUAUUUUUGUGAUUAUUAUGUGUUGUACACCUGGGUUUUUUUUGUCAUAAACUUGUAUUUUUAGGAGUUUAGUUAAGUAGGAGUAAAGUCACUUGUUUGGUAUAUGGUAGAAACUGCGAUACUACCAAACUAUGAGAAGUUUAUAACUAGAUGACUAAUACUUCUGAUAACUACAAAAAUAUUUUUGUUUUGAAUUACAGAGAGCAGAUUAUUAUGAAAUAAAAAAAAAUUUUUAAUGUUCUUUUCCACAGUUAAAUCAUAACAGUAUUUUAUUAUAACUAUGCUUUUCAGAUACUUCUUUGACUUAAAGCAUGUGUGUCAGAGGGAUGCUGAUUAAUACCACAUUUUCUGGGCAGUAUUUCUUUUAGUAAAACCACACUUCUGUUACUGAGUUCAGAAUAUAGACUAAUAAAUAAUUUAGGACAUAAUCAUGUUUUGCAACAAAUUAAUUUGUAGUGAUCACAGAAUUAUGUAAUCACAGAACAGUUUGAGUUGGAAGGGACCUUAAAGAUCAUCUCGUUCCAACCUCCCUGCCAUGGGCAGGGACACCUUCCAAUAGACCAGGUUGCUCAAAGCCCCUUCCAACUUGGCCUUGAACACUGCCAGGGAUGGGGCAUCCACAGCCUCCCUGGGCAACCUGUUCCAGUGUCUCACCAUCCUCACAGUGAGGCAUUUCCUCCUAAUUGAGCUAAACCUACUCUCAUUCAGUUUGAAUCCAUUCCCCCUUGUCCUAUCACAGCAUGCCACUGCCCUCUCCAGCUUUCUUGAAGGCUCCCUUCAGGUACUGGAAGGCUGCUAUAAGGUCACCCCUAAGCCCUUCCUUUUCCAGGCUGAACAAUCCCAAUUCUUUUAGCCUUUCCUCAUAGGAGAGGUGCUCCAUCCCUCUAAGCAACUCACUCCAGUAGGUCCUUGUCCUUCCCAUGCCAGGGACCCCAGAGCUGGAUGCAGCUUUGCAGGUGGUGUCUAUAGAGGGACAGAAAUCAGCUCCCUUGCCCUACUGGCCAUACUAUUUUUUGUGCAGCCCAGGAUACAGCUGGCUUUCUGGGCUGUCAGCACACAUUGCCAGCUCAUGUCCAGCCUCUCAUCCAUCAACACUCCCGAAGUCCUCAGCAGGGGUGCUGUCGAUUCCUCCAUCCCCUGGGCUCUAUGGAUACCAGGGGUUAUCCUAACCCAGGUGCAGCAGCUUGCACUUGGUCAAGUGUAUUGCACAUGUACAGUUUAUUUGUUUCUGUGUGGUUUUACACCAUUCUGUGAUUUUAAUAUGCAAACCUAGUUUCCAUUAUAGUGUGGUUGUACAUCUUGUAAGCAAAUAGUAUUGUACUAGCAUGGUCAUUUAUUUUCAAAAUAUUACAUAGUAUUUUAGACCUUUGGCAUUUCUUUAUUUACAAGCAUUACAUAAUAAAGACUCAAACGUGCUAUACAAUAAUUAGAAAGAUGUGUGCAAGUAACUAGUUUUUGAUUUUUGAAUGAGUUUGAAAUAUCAGGUAAUAUUUUAAAACAAAAACAAAAGCUGCGAAUUCAGCAACAAUAAAUAUUUAUUUUCACUGUGAAACUUCCAAUAUGUUGGAAGCAUCACAAUACUCAUGUUCUGUAUGUGUCUACACUGGAGUUUGUUAUUACAUAUGAAUUUCCCAGCGUGUGUCUUAAAUUCUUAGUAUCUUUUUGUGCAAAUCCAAUGUUCUAUUUUUAUAUAAAGGUCUAACUUUUACAAUGAGUGUCUCUGGAAUAUGCCUGAAGUUUUGAGAAAUAAAAUUAUUAUUAUUAUACUUAAAAAUUAGUUUAUCUCUAAAACUUGGCAUUUGCAUUUCCUGAUGGAUUCUAAACAACAUUCACAAUUAUUUAUUACUGCUGCUGUCAGUAGUAAUUACUCUUCUCUGACAAAAUAGCCAAGCUCAACUCAUACCUUCAGGCUACUCCUGCUUAAUUGGCAAAACUUUUAUUUCAGUGAAUCAGAAUGUGUAUUUAGUCCUAAUUUUCUUUACUUGUAUGUAAGUCUAUUUUUCUUAUCUAUAUUUGCACUGCUUAAGAUCUCUGAUUUUCUUAGAUGAGCGUUUAUUAUUUAUUACUCUGGAAGAAUUUGUCAUAAUCUAUAUCAUACAUAAGAAAUAUACAGUACUUAAGCUUGAAUUUAUCCUUAAACAUCACUAGUCCUGUAAUCUCAUUGUCUCUGCUUGUAGAGAAACCAAAAGCUGCACAGAAAAAGAAUAUUCUAGAAUCAAACUCUGCCCCCAGUUACACCAACCUAAAGCUAAAGAGUUCAUGUCAGUUGUUCUUAAUUUCAUUUCAAAUUCAAAAUAUCUGCAACAAUUUUAUUUUCAUUCUAGUGUCCCAAUUACCCAAACUUGCACAUCAAGCCUGUGUAUAUUCUAUAUACUUGCUGCAAAUUGAGAGACAGUGAAAUAAUCUUUUAUUUUAAGCAUGUUCAAAUUUAGAGGUGAAAACUAAAUUAUUUGCAUUCUUUUUUUCCAGAAUUAAAGCAUUUGUAUAUGUCUUUAAACAGGUUUUGUAUCAAAUGAGAGGUCAGUAAAUUCUUUUUGGAAAUGGAGGUUUGUGAAAACAUUUUUUUUUUUGAUAAAAAAUCAACUAUAUGUUACAUGUGUCAACAGAAAUUUAAUACCUUUUUCAGUUAACAUAUUUUCAAUUUCAAGUAGUUGGAAAUCUCAGAUUUAUCCUCCUUUAUAAGCUUUGGGGAUGGAAUCAAUUGGAAGGAAAAAGUUAUGCUAUUUCACCAUUUUUUGAAAAGUAAUAUAAUAAUAACAGCUAUAAUUGGUCAGGUUAAGGUCUUUGAGACUUGUCUCCAAUAGCUGACAAGUGGCAGAUGCUUCCAAAAAGAAAGCACGUGUCCAGUGACCUUUUUUUCCUGACAUAACCUCUCAGCCUCUUGGAAAUCAAUAAUUUAGGAGUUAUUUGAGAUAGAUGCUGCCUUCAUAAGUAUGUCCUCCAAAAAUUUAUUAAACCUUUUUAGAAAUUUGAAAGUUCCCCCUUUUUUUUUUUUUUUUUUAGAAAAAUAAAGAAAAAGAAAAAAAGUUUAUUAAAGCUAUCAAAUAAAUAAGGAAUGUUUGCAUUCUUUAUUUUUUCCAAAACCAAAUCAGUUUGUUUCAGGGUACUUAUUUUAUUGUUUCUCCUCCAAUAUGCAGCUAUUUCAGUGAUACUUUGGUGAUACACAAGUAAAAUACUAUUUUAUCAGACAUCCUAGACAUUAAGUGAAAAACCUGUCAUUGCUGAAGACAGAUGAGAGCCUAAUCUAGUACAAAUGAGAUUUUCACAUAAAAAUGAAGAACAAGUGACAAUUACAAUUUCUAACUUACUUUGUCUAUAAAUACAUUCCAGUACCAAAACCUGUCUAUUUCUUGAAAGGCUUGCAGGAUUAGAGUUCCUGGACUAUUUCCUACUCCUAUAUUGCAGAGCAAAACCACACAAAGUUGAGGCAUUGUGCUUUGAUCUUGUAAAGAAAGUUAAUUUUAAAAAUCUUAGAAUACACAAAGUCUUGGAGAAUUUUAAUGGGAUAAAUACCAUGCUACAUUCUACCCCAGUCCUGUGCAUGAAACCUGAUCAAAAUCUCUAGAAUGGGAUAACUGAGAGCAGAAUUUUGUACCUCUGAACAGAUUUAGGGCAGAAACUAUUACCAUUAACAAUCUAACUACAUUUCAAAAUUAAAUAUGCUGCUCUUAUUUUAUAGUAACUUUACACUUCUGUAGAAUGUGUAGUAGUGUAGUAAUGUUCCCUACACUUAUCUAAUUAUUUUGGUGCAAUACUGAUAAUGUUGCAGAAAAUUACUGUUAAAGUCCAUAUACAUUGUACUGUAAUGCAACCACUGACAGUAUAUACAGAAAUGUAUUGGCCCUCUUUCCUAUGCAAAAAGUUAUUUCCUCAUUAAAUUUAUUUGAGAAUGUUUAAACUGUUAAAUUUUAAACUGCCAAAGGUGUCUGGAGAGAAUAAUGAUAUGUCAUUCCUUUUUUCAAACUUUGUGUAGAAAAUUAAAAAUGUGUUUUAAUUUUAUAUGUUACUUGAAAGGUUGAAAUAUUUAAGUAUUAAUAAAUAGAUAAUAUUUUUAGAUCAAAUAUAUGAAGACAUUUUGUGAAAUAUUUGUGCUACAAAAAUUAUAUAUGGUUUCCUGUUAGGCCAUGUAUUUACUUCUAACUGGAAUAUCAUGUUGACUUGUGAUUUAAUAUUUUGUAAUGUUCUUUAAGGACCAAUUCACUUUAACAAGACAUUUUUAAGUCUGAAGGUGAAAUGACGCUCACGCAUUUACCACACGUUGUAUCAUGCUUAUGUUUAGUCACAUAAGGGAUCUUUAUUCAUGUGACCAAACACAUUGAUCUCUAUAGAAGAACUCACCUUAGGACUUCUCACUGGAAAAAGACCUGAAACUAAUAGUUUAGUGUCAACUGCCUAAAUAUAAACAACUAAAUUAAUGUAGACAUCCUGGUUACCUUGGAGAAUAAAUACAUAUUUUGAGGAAUAGCCAGCUAGAAAAAUAUUUUUGUGUAGCUUUAUAUAAGUUGCUUAACUGCCUAAGGAAAAAUAAGUAAUGAAAUAAGUUUUAUUUCUGUUUAUUACUGUACAGUUAAAAACGUAGUGCUUAAUAUGUGAUACAAAACUGUACACAUCAUGUUAUAAAAUGGAGACCUCUAGCAACAGGUUAUUUGUAUCCUAUGAAUAUUAAGGUAAUCUUUCUUAACAUUGUCUAAAGUAGAGUUCUAUUAUAAGUUCCAUGUGUCUUUAAUUUUAUCUUACAAUUCUGUUAACUGUGGCAACUAUGUACAAGUUAAUUAAGUGCCCAUGUUCCUGAAUUAUUUAGAGAUUAAUUAUUUUGUAAUUGUUUUGCAAGUUCUCUCAAUUGUGGUAAUGGUUACUGUGAAUUGGUGCCACAUUUAACUUUCUGUUCCAACACUGUGAACUAUAUGAUGUGCCAACAUGAGAAAAUACAUUCAUAUUUUUAUUUGGCAUUAAUUAAUUGUGUGUCUGUAUGUUUGCGUCUAUAUGGUAUUAGCUGCCCAACCAGCACUAAAGGAAAUUAUUGAUUAAUAUAAGGAAAUGAGUUCCCAAGUGGCUAUAAAUUUCACAGGUAUGAAUAUAGUUAGGAAACAGCUUUCUUUUCAAAGUUAUAUAUAUCAGGUGCAUAAAAAUUAGAUAUAUUUUUUCAGUAUAAUAUUUUCAUGUGUAGUUGUAGUGGAUGCACAUGCAUAACUCCUUCAGACAGUGCAUCUCCUAAUACAUAAGGUUUUGAUUUCUUGGCUGUUCAUCCUGUAGUAUCUUCUAUCAAUAUAAUGAGUAAUGUUGCAGUACUGAUAUUGUAUUGUUAUAUGAUACUGCUUUAAUUAAUUAGACUAUAACCUUUAAAAUAAGUGACAAAUUGAACUGACUUGAAAAAUGAUCUCUAUUAUUAUAUAUUGUUUCUCAUGCCUUGCUGGCAGUGUCUUACAGUGAGCAUAAUAUGUCUCCCAUGUGUAAUAUUCUCUUUGUAGUUGUGUUUGUCAGACUGUUUGUGCUGUCUCUCUGAACAGGGCUAUUAUAAAUUAUUAGUAAUGCUCUUAUCUAUUUUUCCACAGACUGUGUUUUACACAAAAAUCAAUAAAAAUCAAUGUAAGGUA